UCCACGCUGGCUAAAUUUAUCCUGUGUUGACGGGUCGUGUCGGCUGAAGAGGAAGAGGACGCGUUUAUUACAGUCGGACAGUUUAUCACCUGUAAUUCACCUCUGCGGUGAAGGUGUCCGGACUGUGCUUCCUCUCCUGGAUCAGUGACGGGGCUGAGACAUGACUGAGCCCGCAGAGAAGAGGCUGAAGAGCAGCCUGCCGCUGUGCAGAGCGCACCGGAGCUCCGCGGGCUGCAGCCGGGCCAGACACAACCUGCAGGCCGCUGUGGAGGAGGCUCUGUGCGGGGUGAGCAGCCUGCUGUGGGACGGAGUGUACCGGCUGCAGGCUCUGGCCAGCGUGUUUGAACGGGACGAUGUCGCUCUGCCCCGCGUCACCUCUUUCUUCCAGCAGGAGGCGCUGAAGCAGGAGGAGGAGGCCGAGGCCAUGCUGGGCUACCUGGCUGAGAGAGGGGGAAGCUACUGUGGCAAAGACGUCCAGAAGCCGAACUGUGAGGCCGUCUGCGCCGUCCUGCCGGCUCUGGAGCUCCUGCUGCUCCAGCUGAAGGAGGAAGCCGCCGUCAUGGUCGAGCUGAGCCAGCUGGCCCGUAACCACGGAGACCCGCACACUGCCAGCAUCGUGAAGAGCGAUUUCCUGACGCCGCGGGUAGACCGCCUCAAACUGCUGGGAGACCUGCUCACCAGCGCCCGCAGGGUGGGCUGCACCAACGACCAGACGGGGGGAUUCGGGGAGUACAUCCUGAACGAGCUGCAGGAGGAGCUGAGCAGAUAAUCGGUCGGAGUCAGUCAGAGGAAGUAUUGAUUGACUAGAAAUGAUUCUCCUCUCUGAGUUCAAUUCCCUUUUGUAGAAGCUAAAACUCAGGAUUUUCUCCAAAUGACCAGAGUGACAUUUUGGCAAAUUAGCUUGUUAGCAGUGUCCAGAGUCCAGACAGAUGUUAGUGUCACUUCACUGCCUCCAGUACAGAAAUACGUGUUUAGCAUAGCUUAGCACAAAGACUGGAAGCAGAGGGAAACUGUUAGCCUCAAGCAUCCAGCAACUCGAAAGUCUGAUUUUACAUUUUGAAAUGUUUCCAAUAAAUAUUGUAAUAUUUUCCACGAAUUACCAUUUCCAUUCAGAACAGCUAGCAACAGUCAAACAGCAGCUAACAGUUAGCAACAGUCAAACAGCAGCUAACAGCUAGCAACAGUCAGACAACAGCUAACAGUUAGCUAGCUGGAAAGUUGCGACCUUCCCACACCGCAUAAAAUGUUUUUAGAAUUAUGAAAUGAGUCAGUACUUGUCACUUUGAGUGAAGAAGCACAUUUUGAAAUCAAGCAUCUGAGGCGUCCAGGAUGUGUUAGCUUAGCUUAGCUUAGCACAAAGACUGAGAGCCAGGGGAAAGUGUUAGCCUCAAGAAAAAAUACUCUCCAGCAACAUGAAAGCUGUCUGAGUUACAGUCUGAAAUGUUUUUCAAAAGAAAUAUUUUAAUAUUUUCCAAAAUUCAGGGCACAGUUAGCUAGCUGGAGAGUUGUGACCUGUCAGCACCAUGUAACAUGUUUUUUUUUUAUAUUUGUCACUGUAGGUGUGGAAGCCCAUUUGAAUUAAAGCACCUUAGGCGCCGCACACAUGCUGUGUCUUUAACUGCCUGAAAAACGUAAGAUCAGGCGUUGGACAAUCUGGAAAUCCAUCGGUUAAAAAAAAAAAAAAAAAAAAAAGGAUUUUUCUUUUGUUCCUUUACCUCUGGAGGCACAGCCCGGAGUUUUUCGACUAACGGAAGUGCAGGGGCCUCGGGCAUCGCUCAACCCCUUCACUUUCGGUGGUGCCCCCAGGGAAUCACCGUGUUGUUUACAAAUACUUCCAGGUAGAAAACUGGCAGAGUAUAUAUAUAUAUAUAUAUAUCUCACAUUUUUCACGUCACUGUAUCACCGUGUAGACUAAUCUGAUGUUUGUAAAGUCUAUAAACACAAUGAUUGAACAAACGUUACUAUUUCUGUGUGCACGUUUUGUAAUUAAUAACAUGGUUAUCGUAGAUUAGCUGGGCUAACCUUUAGCUGUUAGCCCCAUUAGUGGUGUCUGUAAUAACUCAGUAACUCAAUAAAUAGUCCGUGAAUAAAA
This is a messenger RNA of Epinephelus fuscoguttatus (brown-marbled grouper), 2092 nucleotides long. RefSeq names its product Ferritin light chain, oocyte isoform-like. Gene Ontology annotation, cellular component: cytoplasm. The transcript is spliced from 3 exons. Gene Ontology annotation, molecular function: ferrous iron binding; ferric iron binding. The record is from RefSeq and is a predicted model, not a curated record. Bases 161 to 769 code for a protein of 202 amino acids. Gene Ontology annotation, biological process: iron ion transport; intracellular iron ion homeostasis. NCBI's taxonomy places the organism in Eukaryota, Metazoa, Chordata, Actinopteri, Perciformes, Serranidae.